This is a messenger RNA of Cheilinus undulatus (humphead wrasse), 1609 nucleotides long. RefSeq names its product cell cycle control protein 50A-like. Bases 278 to 1372 code for a protein of 364 amino acids. The transcript is spliced from 7 exons. The record is from RefSeq and is a predicted model, not a curated record. Gene Ontology annotation, cellular component: plasma membrane; endoplasmic reticulum; Golgi apparatus. NCBI's taxonomy places the organism in Eukaryota, Metazoa, Chordata, Actinopteri, Labriformes, Labridae. Gene Ontology annotation, biological process: phospholipid translocation.
AAGUUAUGACGUCAACACACGUUACGUAUAUCUUAUUUGUAAACUUCAAGAGGACGCGGCCGUCUUAGCUAGCAUUUGGACUGUUUCAGUGAUGGAUUAAAAAGCCAAAUGGAAAAAUAGAAAUAAAAACGUCAUGUAGAUAUUUUAACGCUGCUGGUUAAACGUCACUAGGCCGCUGGAGCGUCAAAUCUGUCCUGUUCAGAAGGCAGUGAGGAGCUAACGGCUGUGACAGGCUAACGUUAGCGGAGCAGUAACUUUGAUUUUCUCGGCAGCAGUCAUGAUGGCGUCUAGCUACAAUGCCAAAGACGAGGAUGGACACAUCGCCGUGCCCGGAGCUUCUCUGCGGAGUAAGAAGCCUGAGAACACGGCGUUCAAGCAGCAGAGACUCCCAGCAUGGCAGCCCAUCCUCACUGCAGGUACCGUCCUCCCUGCCUUCUUCAUCAUCGGACUCAUCUUCAUCCCCAUCGGAAUCGGCCUCUACGUGACGUCCAACAACAUCAAGGAGUUUGAGGUUGAUUACACAGGAGUGGAAAUGUCCAGUCCCUGCUUCAACUGCUCACAGAACUACAUCUGGAACAGCACCAGCCCUUGCACCUGCACCAUACCCUUCUACCUGGAGCAGGCGUAUGAAGGCAAUGUCUACAUGUAUUAUGGCCUUUCUAACUUUUACCAAAAUCACCGUCGCUACGUCAAGUCCAGAGACGACAGUCAGCUACAUGGAGACAUGGAAUCCCUCCUGAGACCCAGUAAGGAGUGUGAGCCGUAUGCAACUCAUGACAACAAACCCAUCGCACCGUGUGGAGCUAUCGCUAACAGCAUGUUCAAUGACACUUUGGAGCUUUUUUACAAUGAUCCCAAUGGCACUAAAGUCCAGAUUCCUCUGGUGAAUACCGGCAUCGCCUGGUUUACCGACAAGUAUGUGAAGUUCAAGAACCCUGGAGGAGACAAUGCCAACCUCACCGCUGUUUUCCAAGGUACUACAAAGCCAGUGAACUGGCGUAAACCCGUGUAUGAGCUGGACAAAAAUGCAUCCAACAACGGCUUCAUCAAUGAGGAUUUCAUCGUGUGGAUGAGAACAGCCGCCCUGCCAACUUUCCGCAAACUCUACCGCACCAUCAAGGACGCCAGAAUGGUUCCAACUCUUCCAAGAGGAAACUACACGCUGGAGGUCGUCUACAAUUAUCCUGUUCGCAGCUUUGAGGGCAGGAAGCGGAUGAUCCUGAGCACCAUCUCCUGGAUGGGAGGGAAGAACCCGUUCCUUGGUAUUGCUUACAUCACCGUGGGCUCAGUCUGCUUCUUCCUGGGCGUCGUCCUGCUUGUCGUCCACCACAAAUGUGGCAAUCGCAGCAACAGCGCCGACAUUUCUAACUGAAGCAGCUGCACUCCAGCUCACCUCUGCUGCAGCAAAAAGGGACGUUUGUCAGAGAAAGUUUACAUCCGGGCUGGAGAAGUAGAUGAGUCAAAUAUGUAACAUCCUUAAUAACAUUUAAAGGGUUUAAAACUAGGGCUGAACGAUUUGCAAAAAUAAUCUAAUUGCAUUUUUUUCCUGCAAUAUUGCAAUUUGAAAUGCGAUUAUUUAGGUUCCUCAGCUUUUCUGUUGUUUAACAAA